Molecule: messenger RNA, 483 nt
Organism: Prorocentrum cordatum
Lineage: Eukaryota; Dinophyceae; Prorocentrales; Prorocentraceae
Source: the annotation of a GenBank genome assembly
AUGCGGGUGGCGAUCAUUACGCAGAUAUUCGUGGUCAACUUGCCGCAGAUCCCCGCGCAGACGCUGGCCCGCCACGCGGGCCCAGGGGGCCGCGCUAGCCGAGGUUCUUUCACAACAGGGUCUCGCAAUGACUACACCGACAUGGGCGGCGACUUCCGCGCCGCCGUCUUCGACGAGUCCUUUGUCGUGCCCGACGUGGACCGCGAGAGCCUCGCCCUGGACGGCGGCGUAGGAGACCUCAUCGGCGCGCUCUCGGCGCAGCACGGGGACCGCCUGGUGGUGCUCGUGCAGUCGCCGGGGGCGUUCGUGGCCCCGUGGCGGGACUCGGUCGCCGGUAUCCUGGCCAUGUUCCUCGGGGGCCAGGAGACGGGCGCUGCCUGGGCCAGCAUCCUCUUCGGGGACCGCUCCCCUGCUGGGAGGCUGCCGCUGAUGCUCCCGGCGACGGAGGACGGGCCCCGCUGCGAGCGGGCACACCGCCACUAG